Molecule: messenger RNA, 1458 nt
Organism: Hyla sarda
Lineage: Eukaryota; Metazoa; Chordata; Amphibia; Anura; Hylidae
Gene: BFSP2
Product: beaded filament structural protein 2
Exons: 7
Coding region: 1-1212 (403 amino acids)
Biological process (GO): intermediate filament organization
Cellular component (GO): intermediate filament
Molecular function (GO): structural molecule activity
Source: RefSeq, a predicted model, not a curated record
AUGCCUUUACCAAGGCGUAGGUCAUCUAUCUUGGGGCAACAGCCCCCAUUGUCUUCUGCUGACUGUUCUGGGGUUUCCAAUCGUAGGGUCAGCAUUGGCAGUGCCAAUAUCCUUCCCAGACAACCAGGUGUGUAUGUAGGAAGUGUCCCAACUGGAGGCGUAAGUAGUCUUGGCACUCGAGUAUCUCGACGAGCCCUGGGCAUCAGCAGUGUUUUUAUGCAGGGACUGCGCAGUUCUGGCCCACUUGUUCCUGUUACCCACAGCUUGGAGAGAGGGAGAGCCCCCACAUUUGAAUCCUUAAACAGCUGCUUGGUGGAGUACAUAGAUAAAGUAAGAGCCUUAGAACAGGUGAAUUGUGAGUUGGAAGAACACAUCAGAGUUUAUCUGGACAAAAAAGCAUCAACUGUAAGCAGCUGGGGGUCACUCAGGGAAAACUGGGAGAACAUAUACCAUCAGGUAGGAGAGGUUGUUUUGGAAAAUGCACGACUUAUGCUGCAGACAGAGAAUAUACAGGCAUGUGCAGAAGAUUUCAAAGAAAGAUAUGAGAAUGAACAACCUUUCAGAAAAGCAGUGGAGGAGGAAAUACGCUCAUUGUACAAAGUGAUUGAUGAUGCGAACCUGACAAAAAUGGAUUUGGAAAGUCAGAUAGAAAGCAUGAAAGAAGAGCUUGCAUUACUGUCCAAAAAUCAUGAGGAGGAUGUGAAGAUGCUGUACAAGCAGCUGGCAGGAUCUCAACUGGAAGAAGUAGACACUCCAAUCGGCACAGGACUUGAUGAUAUAUUGGAGACCAUUAGAAUUCACUGGGAAAAAGACAUUGAGAAGAACAGAGCUGAAUCGGGUGCCCUUCUUCAAGCUAAACAAUCAGGUGCGCUACCAGCAUUACAAAGUCAAGAGGAGGAAGUUGUGGAGAGUCUGAGAGAAGAGUUCCAUGAUACAGCGUGCAAAAUCCAGAGUCUGCAGGCUGAGACCGAAUCCCUUAGGACACUGAAACGUGGUCUGGAGAACUCUUUGCAUGAUGCUAAACACUGGCAUGACAUCGAGCUUCAGAAUUUGGGCUCUGUGAUCACUAGACUGGAGGCAGAACUGGAGGAAAUAAAAAAUGAAACUGAGCAGCACCAGCGUGACCGAGAGCAUUUGUUGUCCCACAAGUUACAACUUGAGAAGGAAAUAGCAGCAUAUCACUCUAUCCUGGAUGGAGAAGAAAACAGAUGAUGUUUAGUAAAACAGUCCUAUGAACCAUAAAGCUUACAGUCAAGAUAAGGAUUAAGUUAUUCGCACCUGUAAAAUGGAAUGGUUCUGUGAUAUAUUUGGAUUAAAAAAAACAGCCUGGCUUUUAUUGUGUGCAUUCAAGUUGAAUUUUAAGACUGAAACACCAUUUAACAAUGUAGUAAAGAGAAAGUGAUUUAAGAUAGUUCUAUUUUCAUCUUGUAAAAUGAAAUCUGAUUCUAAUAAAAACGA